AAAAAAAAAGCAAUUAAAAUAAUAUAGGUGCCCAACCUCAUGUUCAAUUAAAAAAUAAAAUAAAAUAUUUUUUAAAAAAUCAUUUUAAUAGUAUGAAAUCUUAUGCCCUACUAUUUCAUUUUUUAGAGACAUUAUCCGUUUAUUGUGUAGUUCUUGUUUCAUCCAAUUAAAAGUUGUCAUGUGAUAAUUUAUUAGAAAAUGAGAAGAAGAAAAAUUAUUUUUUGGUGUGUAGUAGUAGAAAAAGGGACAUGAAAUUUAGAUGCAUCCUAGACUACGUUUAAGUAUGGUUUACUUUUUUUUUUUUUUUUGUUCAAAGUGAAACUAAUACUGAAAAGGUUGAUAGAUAAAGUUGCAUAUAAUUUUAAGUAUUAUCCUUUCUAUUUUAAUCAGAAUAAUAUUUCUUCCUACCUCAUUGCUUGAACAAAAUGAUUUUUGUAAAUGACACAACAUACCUUAUUGUGAUUCCUCAUAUAUACGGCCACUAAAUAGGUCGGCAUGUAACCACAAUGAUAAGCAAUGCCUGCACAAAAACAAAUAACGAAGGGAACUCCUUCCAGGAUUCUAAUUCAAAUAACCAACUAAAUGUGCAAGUUGUAUGCUUAAUAUUUAAGGAGCUGAUGUAUAUCUACCAUCCCUUUCUAAGGCUCUAGUUAGGAAUAUAUUCAGAUAAGUAGUAGGAGGCAUUCUGGUCAUUAGACAUUAACAAAUUAGUAUUAAAAGAAUGUCGCUUACUAUAACCCGAAAACCUAACCAACUUAAUGUCUAAUUACUAGAAUGCCCCUUACUACUAAUCACACUAAUUAUCCUAAUAUAUUCCUAAUUAGAGCCUUAAACACUUCUCCUCGCUUAGUUCCUAUGCCAUUAAUCUUGACUUAAACUUUUCAUCUCCCUUUUUCACCUUUAAAAAAUGCAAUUACCGAAAGUUUUUAGCAGCUGGUCAACCAGGUUAAUUCAGCUAUAAACUAUAGUAACUGCUUUAUUUCAUGAUUUGAAUUCUUCCCCAUGGAGAAAAAUGUUGACCUGAAUGCUUUCAUCCUCAACCGUUGGAUCUUUAUUAACUAAAAACACCACCUUGUGUUAAACAUUCGUCAUUGUUCUUAAGAGUUUAGAUUUGACUAUUUCAAUUCAUUUCCUUCCGUGGACUUUACGAAAAUCUGACCAACCCCAUCAAGCAGACCAAGCAAGCAGCCUGAAUAAAUUAAUUGUGUCCUCCAUUGGUGUAAUCGCCAACUAAUUUUGCCCAGGUAUGAGUUUAUUCAAAUAGCUUCAUUUUUCAUACUUCGGUGAAGACUUCACUUUUUUGUGGGAGAACCUCCUGGGAGAUAUGUCUGAAAGGUGUGCUAUAUCACCCAUACUGCCAACCAUCUUGCUUGCUGCCAUCAUCUUCCUUAUAUGUGGAGAUAGCAUAAUCUACAAAGUUUCAAUUCGAACAGUAUCUAUAGAUGAGAAAAGAAAUUCAAACUCAACAAGUACGUGCAUAACACAAUUGCAGAUUAAGCAAACUUUGGUUGGAGAGCCAAGGCAGUCCUCACCAGAAAACAGAGACGAAGAUGAUAGUGAAACUUUUGAUUCCUUAGUAGUUCCAUCCAAUCUUUCAGCAAAAGAAGCGAGAGUUGAUUGGUUUAGGAACCACCUUCCCAACUUUCGAAUUUUGCAGUCAAACAACUUGACGCAGCAGUUUCAUGAUCGACUUCUGGAGUUUCUCAGCCAUGAGUGUGAGGUACAAUUCUUCAUGACGUGGGUAUCUCCAGCGAGGUCUUUCAGGGAAAGAGAAUUAAUGGCAGCAGAAAGUGUUUUUAAGUCUCACCCCCGUGGAUGCUUAACUAUUAUAUCAAGAACGCUGGAUUCAGAAAGAGGCUGCAAGAUUCUUAAACCUCUACUUGAUCAUGGGUUUAAAAUUCAGGCAAUCGCACCGGACUUGCCUUUGCUAUUCAAAAACACCCCGGUUGAGGCUUGGUUUGAUGAGAUGAAGAGUGGAAAAAAAGACCCAGGUCAGAUUCCAUUAGCUCAGAAUCUAUCUAACCUGAUGAGACUUGCAGUUUUAUACAAAUAUGGAGGUGUUUACAUAGAUACAGACUUUAUUGUUUUGAAGUCUUUCAUGGGGUUGAAGAACUCAAUUGGCGCACAAAGUAUUGAUCCAGUAACUAAGAACUGGACAAUACUGAAUAACGCUGUUCUUGUUUUUGAUAAGAAGCAUCCACUUCUAGAGAAAUUUAUGGAAAACUUUGCAUCAAAUUUUGAUGGUAGCAGAUGGGGACAUAAUGGACCUUUUCUGGUCUCCAGAGUAAUAGCAAAGAUAACUGGAGCCAGAGCAAAACCUGGUUUCAACGUCACUAUACUGCCACCUGCAGCGUUCUACCCAGUGGAUUGGAUUAAGAUUGGUGAACUUUUCAAGAAGCCAGGAAACCGGGCUGUUGAAAGUUGGGCAAAAGCAAAACUAGAUCAGCUAAAUAACGAAACCUACGGAAUACACCUAUGGAACAAGCAGAGUAAGAGUUAUGUGAUUCAAAAGGGAAGCGUCAUAGAACGAUUAUUCGCUGAUCAUUGCAUCAUUUGCAGCUAUACUUAGAAUUAGGGAAAGCUCUACGAGAGAAAAAAAUGUAAAGAUGUAUGAAUAACUACGAUUUAUUUAAUACACUAACACAGAACCUUUAACAAGAAUGAAGUGAACCAUGUUCCUCCCAAGAAUCAUAUGAAAUCGUGAUCUAAUCUUCUCCCAGAUGUAAAAUUCCCUAAAUUAUAGCUUUCUUCGUUUCUGAACUUUUUCUGAGAUAGCAUUUAUUCCAAGGCUAAUCUUUCAAGGUAUCAAGAAUUUUACUCAAAGGAUCACAUAUGCAGCCCCUAAAGAAGUAUUGCUCAAAGACUACCACUCUGGAGGCUCUAUACUACAGCUUUUCUUUGCUAAUUGUUUAAGAGUUCGAAUCUUCUCCAUUGUAUUCAUUUACUAGUUUUCUACACUAUCAUGAUUACAGAUAUUAUUCAACUUUUGAACCCAAUCUCUGUACAUCAUUAAGAAAAUAGUAGAAAAAAGGUAAACUGUACUUUAUAGGACAGAAGGCAUCAUGUUCAGAUAAUUCUAUCAGAAGUCAACAUUAGAGGCA
This is a messenger RNA of Cucumis sativus (cucumber), 3101 nucleotides long. RefSeq names its product lactosylceramide 4-alpha-galactosyltransferase. The transcript has a single exon. Lineage: Eukaryota; Viridiplantae; Streptophyta; Magnoliopsida; Cucurbitales; Cucurbitaceae. The coding region runs from base 1325 to 2569 and encodes 414 amino acids. The record is from RefSeq and is a predicted model, not a curated record.